Messenger RNA from Heterotrigona itama, 756 nucleotides. NCBI's taxonomy places the organism in Eukaryota, Metazoa, Arthropoda, Insecta, Hymenoptera, Apidae. The record is from the annotation of a GenBank genome assembly.
AUGGGGGAUCAGCAGCAAACGAACCAGCAGCAACAGGAAGCCGUGCCAAGCGUGGUGGAGCUGAACGUGGGCGGUGUAUUUUACACCACCGCUCUCACCACCCUCACCCGGGAGAGCGAUUCUCAUUUGGCCGCUUUGUUUUCCGGGAAAACAUCAGUGGAGAAGGAUGCCAAGGGCAAGUACUUCCUGGAUCGUGACGGGGUUCUCUUUCGUUAUGUUCUCGAUUUCCUGCGCAAUCAGGCACUCGUCUUGCCGGAAGGGUUCCGAGAGAAGGAGAGAUUAAAGCAGGAAGCGAAUUUUUACGGUCUACCUGGCUUGGAACGUGCCAUUUUGGAGAACGGCAAGUCUUCCGGUUCCUUGACCUCCGCCGGAAAGAAAGCAUCCGGCCACAUAACCGUCGGCUAUCGCGGCAGCUUCGCGUUCGGUCGCGAAGGCCUGGCCGAUGUAAAGUUUCGCAAGCUGUCGAGGAUCCUCGUAUGCGGUCGCGUGACUCUUUGCAGGGACGUAUUUGGCGAGACAUUGAACGAGAGCCGCGACCCGGACCACGGCUCCACCGACCGUUAUACCUCUAGAUUCUUUUUAAAGCACAGCUCUAUCGAGCAAGCUUUCGACAUGCUUCAAGAGCAAGGUUUCAAGCUGGCUGGUAGCUGCGGUUCCGGCACGGCUGGCAGCAAUUCGGAACAACUGAAGCCCGGAGUGGAUUCCGAAGAGAAUCGUUGGAAUCACUACAACGAGUUUGUCUUUGUCCGCGAGUAA